AUGAACAAGAUAAGACUGAAAUAUUCACUUGACGGUUCCCCGACUGUACCAGCUGAGCUACACCAAACGCGUCUUCUCAAAGCCCUCACCCAUCUUAGGCUACGUACGCGAGAUGCCAUCGAACUGCUUGCAUUUGGCUACAUUAAACAGAACAAGAAGCCCACGGAGCUUAUAUCGGAAGAUCCUACCCAGGGUAAAGAGAAAGAAUCAACUAGCAUUCCAAGUAUAGCCCCAAAUGAGGCAGAGGAAGACGCAAUGGUUGAAAAGGCAUUGAGAAAGCUUGAAUCUGGCCCAUCUUUAAAGGGUCCCAGCCCCCAUAGUUUACUUGAUAUCCUGUGGCAGUCGCUUGCCCUGUAUAAGAGGAUUCUUGGCCCACAGUUGAUUCCAGCACCCUCUGACUCCUCGCCCGACACCUCUUCUGUGUCGUCAUACUUAUCUGACUCAGAUCGGAAUUGGCUGGCUAAGGACUGCGAAAGGCUGUCAAUGUUCGGCCCUUACUUCAAACAGUUUGGAGUUAAGGAAAAUGCGGAUAAUAGCAUUGGGGCCGAUAAUUUCACUGACCGGAGUCAAGACGUUUGA
Molecule: messenger RNA, 579 nt
Organism: Microsporum canis CBS 113480
Lineage: Eukaryota; Fungi; Ascomycota; Eurotiomycetes; Onygenales; Arthrodermataceae
Exons: 1
Coding region: 1-579 (192 amino acids)
Source: RefSeq, a predicted model, not a curated record